Messenger RNA from Solanum dulcamara, 2773 nucleotides. Its product is annotated as protein OCTOPUS-like. Bases 306 to 2276 code for a protein of 656 amino acids. Lineage: Eukaryota; Viridiplantae; Streptophyta; Magnoliopsida; Solanales; Solanaceae. The transcript is spliced from 2 exons. The record is from RefSeq and is a predicted model, not a curated record. Gene Ontology annotation, cellular component: plasma membrane.
AUAUUCGUUCAAUUUAACGUUCAUGUAUAUGAAAGAGAAAAAAAUCCUACAAAAAGAAGAGAAUUCUAGAGAGAGAAAGAAGAAAAAAAAAAGGGAGAAUAGAGAUUUUCUUGUUUCUUUUAAUUUGUCUCUCCUUCCAACACAUUCUGCUCUUCUUCUUCUUCGUCAUCACUCUUUUCUCCUCUCUCUCUCUUUCAGUUUUACUUUGUCAACAGAAAUUCUCCUUUUUUCUCUCCAUUUUUGUUGCAAAUUCUCCUUUGAAAUGCUGUAAUUAACAUGAACAGAGUGCGCAUUGCUGCACACCAAUGAAUCCGACCACUGUAGACCCAACACAACCACCACCACAGCUACCUCAGCUGACACAACCACCGCGCUCUUCCUUCAGUUGUGACCGACACCCAGAUGAACAAUUCACCGGUUUUUGUCCUGAAUGUCUCUGUGAACGACUCACCACCUUAGAUAACAACAGUAACAAUAACAAUCCUUCUUCUUCUUCUCGACGUCCUUCUACUUCUUCAUCUUCUGCUGCUGCUGCUGCUAUUAAAUCCCUUUUCUCCAAACCUUCUGUUUCUUCUUCUGUUGCUAAUCUUCCUCCUAAACCCAUUAAACCCACUUCGUUUUUUCCCGAGCUUCGUCGGACUAAGUCGUUUUCUGCUUCUAAAAACGAGGCGUUGGGGUUUAAUACUGCUGCUUUUGAACCCCAAAGGAAAUCCUGUGACGUUCGUGGUCGUAAUACCCUUUGGUCUUUGUUUUCUAUUGACGACGAGACAAAAACUGGGAAACCCACUUGUUCGCAAAAGCAAAAUCCGAAUGAUAUUGGUGACGGGUUUGUUGGUAGACCAGUUAAAGAGGAAGAGGAAGAAGACGAACCCGAAAACGAUGAAGAUUCUGGAAAUGUGGUUGAUGAAAUAAUUGAAGAGGAGCUACCGGUGGAAAAUGAGGUGGAACCGGAGAUUGUGGUGGAAGAGGGGGUGAAUGGGGAUAUAUUGAAACCGAUGAAAGAUCAUAUAGAUCUUGACUCGCAGGGCAAAAAAGGUUCAGGAGGAAAGGAUUUGAAGGAAAUUGCAGGGAGUUUUUGGUCAGCUGCAUCGGUAUUUAGCAAGAAAUGGCAUAACUGGAGGAAAAAACAGAAGCUGAAGAAGAGAAACAAUGGAGAAAACUCGGGUACAUUGCCUGUAGAAAAACCCAUUUCAAGGCGUUAUAGAGAUACCCAAUCCGAGAUAGCAGAUUAUGGUUUUGGAAGAAGGUCCUGUGAUACUGAUCCUCGGUUUUCGCUCGAUGCUGGGAGGAUAAGCUUUGAUGAUCCAAGGUACUCUUUCGACGAACCUCGUGCUUCAUGGGAUGGUUAUUUGAUUGGUAGGAGUUUUCCUAGAAUGCCACCAAUGGUUUCAGUUAUAGAAGAUGCCCCAGUUUUGCAUAUUCCGCGGUCCGAUAAUCAAAUACCAGUUGAGGAGCCGCGUCUUUCAAUGACUUCUAUCAAUGAGGAUGAAGGGGUUCCUGGAGGGUCUACUCAGACUAAAGAGUAUUACUCGGAUUCAUCUUCGAGGAGAAGGAAGAGUCUUGAUAGGUCUAAUUCAAUUAGGAAGACUGCAGCUGCUGUUGUGGCAGAAAUGGAUGAGAUGAAGGCAGUAUCUAAUGCUAAAGUAUUGCCUGCAAUGGGUGAUCAAUUUCUUGGAGCCAAAGUGUUGGUUGGUGAGAGGGAUUCAAAUUCUAAUUCCAAUUCUUUAAGAGAUGACUGCUCUGAGACUUUUGAAUUGACAGGUUUUAGGGAUAAUAGUUCAGUGAUUGGAAAUGGGGAACGAAAGGAGUCGAAAAAGUCAAGGAGGUGGGCCUGGAAUUUAUGGGGUUUUAUACAUAGGAGAGUUAGUGGGAACAAAGAUGAAGAAGAUGAUAGGUAUAGUAGAUCAAAUGGAGUGGAGAGGUCGUUUUCAGAAUCUUGGCAAGACUUGAGGACAAAUGGUGAUGUAAGAGGUGGUAUUAAUAGGAAGGUAUUCAGGAGUAACAGCAGUGUGAGCUGGAGAAAUUCGACCGGUAUUGGUGGAUCAUUUGGGAGUAUGAGGAAAUCUAGUGUUGAGAUGAAUGGACAUGUAAAGAAGAAAAGAGAUGAUAUUGUAUUUGAGAGGAAUCGGAGCGCUAGGUAUUCGCCUAAUCAUCUCGAUAAUGGACUCUUGAGGUUCUACUUGACACCCAUGAGAGGCAGCCGGAGAGGUUUACCAGGAAAAAGUAGAACAAAUGGCUCACACUCGAUCGCGAGGAGUUUACUUCGACUGUACUGAGAUCCAAGGAACGAGUUUGAGGUUUAGGACGACGUACUACUAGUCUCGCUUACCUUUCUUGGUAAUAAGAUUAUCGACGAUGUCACUGCAGGAAAAAUUGCUUUUUGAAGUUUCAGCAUUCACUUGCUGGUAGGGAAACUCAUUUGAGAAGCUCCAUUCUGAGGUAUCAAGCAAAUUUGUGCAGAGUAUUGAUUGGGAAAGAACAAUCUAAUUAUUGUGGAUUAUCAAAAAUCUACCUUGGACCUUGUUUAGAAAGAUUGUAUUAACAACUGCUGCUAAAGCUUCAAAUAGGGGGAUUCUGUAAACAAAAUCCUGCAUAUUGUUCCCUUUAGUGAUAGCUUGCAUGUAUAAAUGUUGACUUAAUUGGGAUAUGUAGUAGUGUCAACUCCUCUUAAUGCAUAAGAGUUGAGUUUUUCUUGUUUUCUUAAUUGGGGUCUGUAUCUUUCAUUGGUAUUGGUUAGAAAUGAAAAGAGAAAUUGGUGGAUUGGUUGCAACAA